AUGACAGACGAACAUCAACAGGCUUCCAAUCUUACGGGUGAAGUUGACAAAGAUUCAUCACCAGCAGAAACUAUGUUGGAAUGCAAUAGUGACAACAAUUUUACACAGGAUCUGGAUAACCAAGAAUUUGAGGAACAGAGAGAAGAAGAGGAAGAGCAACAACUACUGAAUAAUCUCGAUGACAACAAUUCACUAGUCAAUUUAUCAAAUGAUAUACUUUCCACAUCCACUUCAAACCACAAUUUUCAACAACAGCAAGAAAUUGCCAUUCAUGCAGCAAGUGUGCAUCCUGAUUUUCUUUACAAUAGACACAACGAAUCUAUAUUUGAUGAUGAAGAAUUAUUUCCUUGUCUACCAACACAAAGCAGAGACGAUCUAGUUAAAUAUGAUGAUACCAACCCAGAAUUAAUCAAUCAAGCAACCAUCAAAGCACUAAUAGUACAUAUGACAUCCCCAGAAAUAAUUGACUAUGAUUUGAUCUGUGAUUUCUUUUUGACUUAUAGAUUGUUCUCCAAUAGUCGUGAAGUUAUGGAUUUAUUAUUGACAAGAUUGAUUUGGGCUCUACAAUAUCUUAACUCACCAGUAGAAGAUAAUAUUAAAAUUGGAAAACUAGUGUUGUUGCGAACAUUUGUUGUUUUAAGACAUUGGAUCCUUAAUUAUUUCAUUGAUGAUUUCAAUAAUGAUUAUCAAUUAUGUGACUUGUUUGCCAAAACCAUGAAUAGUAUAACCCUAGAGUCAAACUUGGUGGUAAAGCAUGGUGUUGAACAAACUGAAGCCACAAUCAAUAACUCCAUCUUCACAUCAAAAAUUCUUGGAGAUUUAAAGAUUCAUUGGUUGAAGAUUAUCAAUGAGUUUUGGUUAUUGGACUUGGAUUUUGAUGCUAUUAUGAAUAGUAACAAUGCGUACAAUUAUGUCAUACCAUUAGCAACUUCAUUGAAUAACAACAAGAAAUUGUCCAAGUCAAAUACUGAAAUAUCAAUCCAUACCAACCCAUCAUUCCGUAGAUCGGCAAUGCUUUCGUUAUAUGAUUCAAAAACCCAUCACAAAACAUUAAUGUUUGAUGACGAAAACAAUCUCCAAGCAGAACGUACACAAUUAUCCAUUAAUAACUUGUUUUUACAACACGAUUCCUCCAGAAUAUCAAUCAACAAUAAGAUCCAUCAAAUGCAACAACGUAAGAAGUUGGUCAAGUCUCCAACAUUUUCAAGCUCAUUUAGUCUACCAAGAAGUUCCCCUCUUUCUAUGGCUACAAGUAUUUCACCAACAAAAGGAGCACCUCAGGUCAAGGAAAGACGUACAAUGAAACAGGCAUCCAGGCAUAAUCAUAUGAAUAUCAAGGAUUCGUCAUUGGAUUUAAAGAAGACGAAGACAGUUCAACAUAAGUCGCAUGAUAACCAAGAGAACUUUCCACCACUAACACAAACCACACCAACAAAGACAAAAUAUUUCAAUGAAGCUGGGUUUGCCACAAAUGGUCAUAUUAAAUUACCUACUUCUAAAGUUGCUGGGAUUGUUCCUUCGACACCAGUCAAAGUUAUGGAUUAUGCUUCCACGGAUGCACAGUCUUUUAUGUCACCAAAAGCGUUUGCCCCACCGCAACUUCCAUCAAAUUCAUCUAUAUUUUCCGACCAUGAUAGUUUGAAUAGACGAGGCUCUAUACGAAAGUUGAUGGACAGUUGGAAGAAAACCUUAGUUGUGCACAAAGAUUCAGCUUCUCGUAUGUCUACUGCUACCGCCGGUACCACCACCACUACAGCUGAUCAAAUGUUAACUUCUAAACCUUCGACUGAAGAUCUCAAUAGGUUAAUAACAGAUGCAAUCAAUGUUAUGGAUGACAAGAAAGAUGUUGGAAGAAGAGUUGAUGCUUUAAGUGCUAGAAUCAUUGACGAAUUGGAAUAUUUGAUAAGAAACUGUAUCCGCAGUGAAACCAGCAGUGCAAUUAUUGAACUGCAUUCACAAUUUUCUGAUCAAACUUCAAAUGGGAAUAAGAGUAAUACUGAUAGUGUACGUACUAGCAGUGGUGGAAUUGCAUCUGAAAAUGAGGUUAAAAACGUUGAAGAGGAUGACCAAAAUGUUAAGGAACCCAUCAUACUUAAAGAAGAAGAUCAUUUGAAACCCACAGAAGGUGUUCCAGAGAAAGAUGAAGAAGAUGAAAUGGAUAUAAAUGAUUUAUCUGAUUUGAACAUUGUCAAAAUUGACAACUUAAUCAACGAUAGUGAUAACGUUUACAAUGUCAAAGUUCCAAGAAACAUAUCAUCUAGUAACAUCCUUGAAGAAGAGGAGGGAAUGGAAGAGAAACAAGAUGACUCAGAAGGUUCAUCUUCAUUUCAGAGUCCAGCCAGUAUUAAUUGGAAUGACGAAGAUAAUAUUAAUAUUGGUGAUAAAACUCCAUUGGAAGAAGAAUUUGAUGAAUUUAAUUUCCUGACUGAAGAACCGCAGAAAAAGAGAGCUUCACAAUACUCAGAACCGGGUUUCAGUUUCCAAAAUCCGAAUCAAUCAACAGGUCAUUCUUCUAUCUCAACCCCAAGUAAUAUCACGCAAUAUGAUGCUGAAGUUGCUGAUCUUGGUAUUGCAAUGAGUCCACAUCUGGAAAAACCGAAAAGAAUUAGUUUCUGUGAGAAUGCUAACACUAGUUUGACUCAUAACAAGAGACUCUCCAUGUGGUCUAGAAAUUCCAAUGGUUCAGUAUUCAGAAGAGAUUCAAUCAAAUCAUAUGUGAGUUAUGAUUCUGCUUUCUCGAUUUUCAACGAACACAAUUCAAUUAAAUAUGAGAAUACCGAAUACAACGGUUUGAAAAAGAAGACUGGUUUUAAUAAUCUUCGUAUUGCCGCAGGGGCGGAUGAAAAUCAGAUAACUUCGAUUUCACGUAGUAGUUCCAAAAGUAUUAGGUAUAGUGUAUUAUGUGCUUUAACCGAGUUACCAUUUCAUGAAUUGGCUCGUCUUUCCAAACAAUCAUCUGCUGAUGUGGCAGAUAGUUCUAUUUUUUCAUCGGCAUGCAAGAGUUCCAUUAGAACUACCAACAAGGAAUCAUUCCAUUCUACUGCGUAUACUGGAUCAAGUAGUAAUUCUGUUGCUAUACCAGGAAUCAGUAGUUUUGCAUUGAAAGAAUUGGCUGCUAUUCCAGAUGAAAGUAUUCAAUCAGCUGAAGAUCCUAUACAAUUUGCAUUACAUAAGCUUGAAGGUAAAUCUUCAUCUAAACUGACAUUAAAGAAGAAAGUUGAAGAAGAGGAAGAAGAAGUCAACAGAAUGGAUGAUACUGAAGAUAUCUUGAAUGAGAUAAAUAAUGCCAAGACUGUUGACGUCAUCAGUUUUGAUGAUGAUGAAGAAGCAUUUGAUGUUUCUGCAACUCCUUUGACACCAAUCAAGAAGAGAAUUAAUGAUAGUACAAAUAUAACAGGUGAUGAUUCUCAAGGACAACAAUACCAAUAUUCUCAAUCACACUCUCAAUCACGUCAACUUGAUUCACCAAGUGUUAUGUUGGAUAAUUUUUCAUCAUCAUUGUCAGUAGAUGAUAUUAUGCUAAAUAAUGCGCAUAUUUCUUUUGUUUUAUCAUAUGAUUCCGAGGAAAUUGCCAAACACAUGACACUUAUUGAAGCUGAUCUUUCAUUGUCAUUAGAUUGGAAAGAUUUGAUUGAAUUGAAAUGGAAUCAUUUAGUAACUGGUGUUACAAGUUGGUUACAAGUUAUUCUUAGAGAUUUUGCGGGGGUCAAUUUAGUUAUUGACAGGUUUAAUCUCAUGGUAAAUUGGAUCAUCUCUGAGGUUUUAUUAUCUCAAGAUGAACGUGAUGAAGUGAUUAAAAGAUUUAUUCAUAUUGCUCAUCAUUGUGUUCAAUUACAAAAUUUCGCCACUACUAUGCAAAUUGUUGUUGCUUUAAGUUCGCUGAAAAUUGAAAAAUAUGUUGAUGAUGAAGUUGAUGAACUGUUGAAAAAAUUAUGUUCACCUUUGAACAACUUUUAUCAACUUAGAAAAGCCACUAAUAAUAUUCAACCUUCCAAAGGGUGUAUUCCAUUUGUUGGAUUAUACAUUAAUGAUUUGGUUUAUAAUAAUGAAAGAGUUGGUAAGAUUAAUGAUAGAUUGAUUAAUUUUGGUAAAUUCAGAACAUCAGUAGCAAUUGUUAAAUCAUUAUCACAAUGUAUUGAAUGGGCUAAAAAUUAUAGAUUCGAUGUUCAACUGGAGUUAUUAUCCAAAUGUCUUUAUAUUUCAUCUUUAACUGAAGAUGAAAUGAACUUUUGUGUACAAUUUUUACAGAAGUCGUGA
Candida tropicalis MYA-3404 is the source of this 4257-nucleotide messenger RNA. It is a transcript of the gene LTE1, whose product is annotated as mitotic regulator. The transcript has a single exon. Gene Ontology annotation, molecular function: guanyl-nucleotide exchange factor activity. Gene Ontology annotation, biological process: positive regulation of GTPase activity; Ras protein signal transduction. Gene Ontology annotation, cellular component: plasma membrane. Bases 1 to 4257 code for a protein of 1418 amino acids. NCBI's taxonomy places the organism in Eukaryota, Fungi, Ascomycota, Pichiomycetes, Serinales, Debaryomycetaceae. The record is from RefSeq and is a predicted model, not a curated record.